Molecule: messenger RNA, 459 nt
Organism: Myzus persicae (green peach aphid)
Lineage: Eukaryota; Metazoa; Arthropoda; Insecta; Hemiptera; Aphididae
Exons: 1
Coding region: 1-459 (152 amino acids)
Source: RefSeq, a predicted model, not a curated record
AUGCAUAGAGAAUCAGUAUGGUUAUGGUAUUCUAGACAGCUUAAUAACCCGAACUGUAUUGACAAUUCUCUUAAAAUCAAAAUUAAAAAAGAAGAAGCUUACUGGGUAAAAUUUCUUCAUCGACUGAUUGAAACUAUGUCAUUUUUAUCCACCAGAGGUCUGACAUUUAGGGGAGAUAAUCAAAUGAUGAAUUCUAAACAUAAUGGAAAUUAUUUAGGUUGCCUUGAACUUAUAUCAAAAUUUGAUCCAUUUCUUGCUUCUCAUAUUGAUAAAUACUCCAAUAAAAGCCGUGGAAAUUUUUCAUAUUUAUCUGGUAGAAUAUGCGAUGAGUUCAUUAAUCUAAUGAGCAAAACUGUCCUUGAAAUUAUUUAUAAAGAGAUCAAAUUAGCCAAAUACUUUUCAAUAAUUGUAGAUUCUACCCCUGAUGUUUCUAAAGUGGAUCAACUAACAAUACGAUAA